GCAAACCGUGCUGGUCCACAAGCAUGGCGGGGCUUGGCAGAAAUUGCGUACUUUGUGCACGAAAAUCACUUUUAUUCCACCGUUCCUGCCUUACCCUGACCAGAACGCAGAUCCCACUUGCUUCCGAGGUGGUGGUAACGCAGGUUAGAGGGACCAAACGAUGGGUGCGCCCGUAUUUACAGACUCUUCUGAACCGAAUCAACAAGGAGAACGAGUGGCUUGGCCCCCUCCCUCCCCAACCAAGGUCAUCCAAGAUCAACUGGAACUAUGAGAGCGAGCUGUUUGCCUUCGGGCCUCGCCUGGGAGAGAAGCUGAACAUGAACACACUGAGAGCUGCCUUCACAGACAGGUCAUAUGUGGAACAGGAAGAGGAGCGUAGACGAGAGCUGGGCCUGCCCCUGGAGGAUGUGAAGUUGGACAUGCAGGAUAACUCCCACCUGUCAGAGCAGGGCUGGGAACUCACCACUAACUACAUCUACAGGUUCAUCAGGGCAGAGUUCCCACUACUGCCAGAGGAGGGGGUCAAAGCCAUCCAUGACUACGUCACCCAGGAGGACAUGUUGGUGUGGAUAGCCAAACAUCUGGGAGUGAAAGACCUCAUCCGCUGUUCCACCUUCCCCGUUCCCCCUCCCGUCACCAAGCAAGUCUUUCUCGCCAUCAUCGGCGCCGUGAAGCACGACCAGGGCCCGCAACGCGCCGAGGCGUUUGUCCAGGACUUUGUGGUCGCGCAGCUAGUCGGGAAGGACGUCAACGCCAUGUGGGACGUACCAAAUCCCAUGGGGAUGUUAGCAGAGGUUUUACAGAAGGAAGGAAGGGGGGAACCGGAGCCGAGAAUCAUCAACCAGUCCGGGGUGAACACAGUUACGCCUGUGUUCUGUGUAGGAGUGUACAGCGAUAAGGAACUGUUAGGAGAGGCAUCCGGAGACACCCUGCCAAAGGCGGUAGAAGAGGCGGCACGGGUUGCUCUAGCUAACAUGUUUAAAACCCACGAAGGGAGGAAGCCACUUGCACUGGACACAAGACUCAAAACUAUGGCAGAAAUCACAGGAAAAACCCAGUAUCUUGAGAACAAGUCAUAAGAAACUGAGAUUGUCCAAUGUCUAAUCCAAUCUUACCGGCCCGAUAUCAGUUAAAUACUUGAAGGACGUUGUAUGUGGUCUUUCAGUCUUUUGGCAGGAAGCCACUGGCUCUGGACACAUUGAAGACUCAAAACCAUGGGAGAAACCACAGGCAAAACUCACACUACUAGUAUCUUGAAAACAAGUCUUAAGAAACUUUUGAUAUUGUCAAAUGGGUAGAUUAGAUAUUAUAAGUGUUUUCUAACCAAUCCAAUCUUAUCCUGUAUCAGUCUUUCAGUCUUUCGUAAAAAAAGAGUCCAUAUCUGUUAUACUGUAUAUGAGAUACAGUACAAUGUAUUAUGUUGUACUUUUUUCCCCAUUCAUUCACACACACACACACACAUGUACAACUGACAAAGUUACACAAAUUGUUGAAAGCACAAAAAUGUGUAUUAAAUGAUUCCUCCAACCUACAAGCUAGUGCUGUCUUGUCUACAGUAUUAUUUAAACAACUGAGCACGUUCCAGCA
Molecule: messenger RNA, 1587 nt
Organism: Branchiostoma belcheri (Belcher's lancelet)
Lineage: Eukaryota; Metazoa; Chordata; Leptocardii; Amphioxiformes; Branchiostomatidae
Product: 39S ribosomal protein L44, mitochondrial-like
Exons: 4
Coding region: 24-1079 (351 amino acids)
Biological process (GO): regulation of gene expression; primary miRNA processing; rRNA processing
Cellular component (GO): nucleus
Molecular function (GO): double-stranded RNA binding; ribonuclease III activity
Source: RefSeq, a predicted model, not a curated record